Trichoderma atroviride IMI 206040 is the source of this 1979-nucleotide messenger RNA. RefSeq lists its product as uncharacterized. The record is from RefSeq and is a predicted model, not a curated record. Lineage: Eukaryota; Fungi; Ascomycota; Sordariomycetes; Hypocreales; Hypocreaceae.
UGGAUACGCCCAUCUGCCAUUCUGCCUCGACAAUCUGCGACAAUGUUUGAAUACACCGACUACCACACGGUCUUCCCCGCCGGGGCCCAGGUGCCCUACGAUCGCAAGCGCAUCCACGAGAUCGAGGCGCGCCGGAAAGAUUUGGGCGGGCAGCUCUUCAUGGAUCGUGUUCUGAAGGCACUGGGAAUCAGCAAAAACAAGAUUUACCCUCCAAAGAACGACAAUGGCGUAAAACAACUCCACCAACAAAUCUGCGAAAGCAACAUGUCGAUGCACCACAAGCUGUCGCUGCUAUACUAUGUGCUCUUGGACUUUGAUAUCGUUGACGGCCAGGCGUCUCUGUCUGAAACAUUUGCUUCUGCUUCGGGCAUGCCUCAGAAAUACGAAAUCUUUAUGAAGGGACUGUGGUAUAUGGACUGCUUGGCCUUUUCGACCGCUCUGGAAUAUGUCGCCCAUCCGUCACUGGUACCAGACUUUGCAGAUGAUAUCGUCAUCACUCUUGUGCAGCAUUCUUCAGAUGGCGACUUCGAUCUUGCGCUAUCUUACUACCAUACUGUUCAGCCGGUUUUAAAAUCUUCCAAAGCUUUGGAGCUCAUCUUUGGCGCCAUGGCCCAAACCAAUGUCACUGAGGCGCUCCUAUGCUCCCGCACAUACCCAGAGUAUACCCGCGAGCUUCUCUUUCGGCAGCUGAUUGCAGAGACUCUCGGUAGCAAAUCGGCGCAGGCAGACGAAUUGGCAUUCCUUCCCUUUGACUCUCUUGAGGAGGUGUGGUUUGAGGAGUAUCUCUCUUCUGGUGAAGGUAGAAAUCUUAAAAAGGCAAAGGAUACUCUCCUCGUCCGCAAAAUCGCCAGCGACCGAUUUGGGGAGAUUCGAACACAGAGGACAAGCAGCCAGUGGGGACCUGUGUUGGAGGGUAUCAAGCAGGGCAUUGAGGGCCAAUUCGAAUGAUUUUCAGCUCAGUUAGCUACCUGGACCACUUUGCAUAGCGUUGGCGUUAUUGGAAUGGAUGACAAGGGGCUUUGAUUAACAAUUAAAGGUCUUUUCUGAUCAUGGAGAGCUCCUGCAGGGAGCACACAUGUUGGAGAGUGCUAGAAUUUAUGCCCUCCUCUAAAACAAGGCUGCGUCGAGUUUUUUUUUUUUUAAUCCACACCAUAAUAGUAAUCUCUUCUAAAUCUUUCAAUCUAUUGGUUGCAGGCAAAAUUCGCAGAAUUCUUUCCUCUACCAAAGAAUUUCCAUCCUGUGUCUCCUUGUCCCUUUUUACUGCGCCUUCUUAACAGUAGAUGCCGCCUUUACCUUGGCGAACACCUUUGCGGUCUCGCUGACGCUCUGCUUGAUGAGCAGCAGAGGAAUAACAAUCCAGAAGAAGUUGCAGAGGAAGUAGUAAGCCCAGAAGUAGAAUCGCUCCGGCCGGCAGUAGACAAUGUCGUUGACGACCUCCUGGAACGUGCAGAUGGCGUAGUACAAGACGUCGCCGUACAGCUGGCCCAGGCUGAUGAUGAGCUGGAACGGGUGGCGCAGCGGGUGCUCGGCAAUGAUGAAGUAGACGCAGAAGAAGGACAUUGGGCCCCAAAAAACAGCAGUGACGGUCUCCAUGCAGACGGUGAAGGCGUCCUGGGUCAUGUAGCGAGAGUCAGAGAGGGCGUAUUCCUUCCACAGCUGGCCGAAGAUGUCGGUCUUGCUGGCCAUGUCGAAUGCAUUAUAAGAAAAGUAACCUUCAAAAAAGAGAUGGAUGCAGCCACAGAGCGCAAACCAAAGCGCUAUUGAAACCUCGCCGGCGCCCAUCGAGGGCCUCAUCCGCUGAAUGAUGCCAUAUGUGACUCCAAAGAUGACGACGCAUCCUGCUCCAAAGAUGGACACGAGCGGCAGCGCCGAAAGAGUGUUGGGCACGAAGGUUGGCAGCUCCGUGAUAAAAGGGGAGAACGGGUGCAGAGGCAGAUCCGCCAUGACUUGCUCGAUGGUGCUAUUCAUUGCUGCUGCUG